AUGCCGGCGCAAUGGCUUUUGUUUGUGUUGGUGGCGGCGGCGGAUAGUCAGGAGCCACCACUCUCUUGGUAUCCACAUGCACAAGCGCCUGAGGCCUUCAGCCAUCAGUAUGGAUCAUCUUCCAGGCCCAGGCAGCUCGCAGGGCAGCUCCCGCCGCAGUUCUUGCGUUGGAGCGUUGCAACUGACGUUUCGAUGGAUAUGAUCUUGGAGGCCCAGCUCUCCGAGCCAAUUCAAUUAGGCACGGCACCGAUUGAGCUGAUUGGAGACAAGUCUCAGACGAUUGCAUAUUUUUCUGCUCAGAUUCACGGCGCUUCACUCCGACUUGCAAUGCCUGCGAAUGUCCUCCCAGCGACUGACUAUCAGAUUGUUGUGAGGCCUGGUGCCAUAGUGAAUUUUGCAGGCCACGGCAACAAGCUAGCGGUCAAGGACAUCCGGACUGCUGGUCCAGUCAGUGGCUGGUGGUCUUGCAAUCUUGGUGUCAAGUGCAUCAUCAAGACAUCUGUGGAUGAAGACUUCAAUGAGAGUCAAAUAGCAGUGGUGCCAACUGGCUUGUGCAACGCACAUGCUUUCAAUCAUCCACGAUCACGAACUCAGUUUCUUCGCUGGACAACAGCGAGCGAUGUUAAUGAUCCCCAUGCCACAUAUGAUCUGGGCACACCUUCCAGCAAUCCAGGAAUUUACGAUCUUUGCUGGAGGUCUGGGCCGGAAGUGGCAUACUCUGCGUUCUUCGGACAGUUGCUGUUGGCAGGCCCCAACACUUGCAGCGCCAUGUGCCUGAGAGGCCGUAGCUGUCCUUUAGAAGUUUCUGGUUUCCAGGUCCCAGGAGGCACCAUCAGCGCACAUUCUGGACCGAGAGGAAACUGCGAUGGAGAUCCAAUUGCAGAACUGGUGCUUGAUGAAGAGCUGAAUGGAAGUUCUUCAGUCAUCCCUGCAGCUGCAUUUCAUCACACAAGCAGCGGUAACUACACCCUUUGCUGGAGGCUCCAUCCAGGACGCGCAAUCUUUUGUGGAAUGCUUUCAGUGUCAGGUCCCAUAAAGCUCACUGGUGCACGAGGUGCAGUGCUGGAGCCAGCCGCUUCAAAGCCCUUUGAGCUUCACGUCUUUGGAAAUGCCCUUGCCAUGAGCGACAGCAUUGCCUUUGUCAAUGACGAGGACUGCCUGCAGAAUGAGAGUUCCAAGCAAGAGGGAGACGAUGUGGAGUCUCAGAUGCAGAACUCUUCUGUUGUACUUCAGGCUGUUCAGCUUGCUGUAUCUACAUCUCCAUGGGUCGGAUUCACAGCUUCCCGCAAGACUUCUUUACGCUGGACAGUUCCAGGAAUGCCAGCUGGCAACUACACGCUUUGCUGGUGGUGCUUUGGCUGUGAUCCGGUACCAGUUGGACGUCUCAACAUUUCUUUGCCGCUCUGUGGGAAUGGAAAGCGAGAGGCCUUAGAGGCCUGUGAUGAUGGGAACAUGGAGCCGGAUGACGGCUGCAGCCCAAAUUGUCAGCUGGAACCCGGAUUCGAUUGCGAAAGCCGAGCUUCUUUGCCUGAUUUUUGCCGUGAAGUGAUUGACUUGAUGUUAUCCGCAACCGCCUCAAUGACAGGAGAUCCAGUGACUCCAGUCUCAAACCUUAUAUCAGGUUUGCCAUGGCUUCUUUCUUCAAUAGAAGGAUCAGCUCUGAUUGAACUACCAGGUCUUCACCAACUUCGGUCGGUGCGAUUUGAGAUGAUGUUCAGCGGGCAGAUGGGAAUUCAUAUAGAAACCCAUAAAUCUGGCCUUUGGAAGAGUCUGGCACGAUUGCCGUUGGAUGAUCAGCUUCACAAUUCCAGCAGCUGGACAUUUCAAGAUACUGAGUCCCAAUCUUGGGCCAAACUUGAUUCUCAGCGACAUGUAUUUGUAUCAACCUUGCAGCCACAUUUGUGCACUGCCAUCCGAGUCACCAUCAGAUUAACUGAUCGGUUGGGGCAGGCAAGUGGCCAACGCAAGCUGCACAAAUACAAUUGGAACUGCAGGAAUGAGGUCAAGAAAUUGGAACCAUGUGAGACUAUUGACGCUUGCCAACGCUUCUGCUUUCAAUUCGACUACUUUGCUUUCUAUUCGAAAUCACCGGAGACAGGAUGUAGAUGCUAUGUAUCUUGUGCCUCUGGCGAGCCAGUGGCUCAAGGCUGGCAAUCAACUGUGUAUCAGACCAUCCAAAAUAUCAGUGACACCGGUCCUGUAUCACCCUGGGGGCUCCGGAGUAUGGAAUUGAUUGGUGUCGCAGAGGCUGUGAACUGUUCACUCGCCCCAGAUUGCCGUGCUUUGCAUCGCUUAGCAUGUGAGGAUGGCAGGGUAGAUCAUCAGUGCGGUGACUGUCGUGACAAUUGGGUUGGAAAAAGUGGCCCAAGUGUGGAUCGCUGCAGUCCUCCACAAGUUCAAGAGUGCUUGACAGAUGAUUGGGCAGAUUGGAGCAGUUGCUCCCGGACAUGUGGCAUUGGUUGGUUCACACGCACACGAUCCAUCGUGCAGUAUCCAGAUGAAGGUGCCGAUGAUUGCCCUCUUCUUGAAGAAAAAAGACGAUGUAACCUCGGAAAGUGCAAUGAGCAAGCACCGUUCUGUGUGACUCGAAAUGCCAGUGAGACUACUGUCCCAUCCAGACGCUUGUCCAUGGUUCGCUCACCGCGCUUGCUUGGGGCUAGUGGCGCCCUUCAAGCAAACACGAGGCGGUUACAAGAUGCCGGGAAUGAAGAGCUUGCAGAACUGGAGGCAAGCAUCAUGCAGCUGGGCGCCGGUCUUCAGAUUGAGUCUGAGUCUGAAGACCAAUCCUGCCAGCUUUCUGCUGCCGGUGUUGAGCAGAUGGUAAGGCUGCAGGAUAUUGUGCGCGGUAAGCCAAACACAGGGUGCUCAAAAGGCUUCUACAUCCACCAGAUGAUUACUAGAUGCAUCACUGCCGACUCAGACCAGUGUGACAAAGCAUCUGGUGGAUUUGAGCCUGGCUGCUACUUGGUGCACUGCUGUGAACAAUGUGCUGCUGAUUGCGCAGAGUGCUUCGGCCCUGCGAUUGAGGACUGCUUGGUAUGUGGAUCAGGCAAGCUCCUUUUCUUGCACGAAAGUGGCAGGCGACAGUGCAUCACCAGCGCCACUUGUGCCAAACUAGGCUGCUUUCGACCAACAGCUGAUGGAAAAUGCGAGCGAGAUUUGAAGAGGUGGGACUGUGAUGCUGACGCUGUGGACCAUGAGCAGGACAAGAUCGAGCAGCUCGAGCCGGUCAACGACUCCUGUGCCCCAACGCUGGCACCACGGAUCCCACGAGCUUGCUCCGAACAGCCAUCUCUCGAUUGUUCCGAUGAGGCUUCCGGAAGACUUUGCUUUUAUGAUGAUAGCUGCAGGACUGCAGUGGGCACGGCGACAAGUGGAUGUGGUGCUGGUGGAUACCCAAACUGCCGCUGGUGUGGCUUUGAUGGCUAUGUCAGUUGCCCACUGGGUCGAAGACUGCAGGAGGACCAGAUCGACUCUCGCACCUCUGCCGCCGCGCAGCGAGCUGCUUUGAAGUUCCAAGCGGCAAGAGCUGUGAACAAGCUCAAGGGCUAUGGGAAGACGAAGUUGAAAGAGUUGGUCGUGCCCCACCUUGAGAGCUUUCUGAAGAAGAAGGUUCAGGACCCUCUACUCGAUACAUUGAGAGCCGCAGUCGGGCAUGCCAUCAAGCAAUCUCUGUCCACAGUGGCUCAAAGUUUCAUGCUGCAAGCGAAGGAGAGUGUUUUGGAUUUUUUCAACGUUGUGACUCCCACAGUGUCCUUGCUUUCAGACAGGUUGCAAAGCAGACUUGCAGAGAAGUUUGGUCCAGAUCUUCCCCACAACCAGUGCAAGCAGCUCUCAAACAUUGCUUCCAAACUUCUGCCACCAUUCAAUGUGCAGGACUCCCAAGACACCGUCAGAAUCAGACAGGUGUAUCAAAAAGUGCAGGAGCAGGCAACGCCUGUCAUACAGGAUUCUGCUUGCCACGGUGUGCGACUUUUGCUCAGACAGGCAGGAGUACUUGCUGUAGAGACUCUCCUUCCCCAAGCUGAUGCCAUUUUGAACGAGUCCUGGCAAGGCAUUCAUGUAACAAGCGUGCAGGACGAGUUGCCCAGGGUCUUUGCCAUGGUUGCUGAAGGGAGGGGGACCUUGUCAGCAGAGCUGUCUCGCACGAUGCAAGUGGAUGUAUUGGCUGUCGUCAAUCACGAGCUUCUUCAGGUUGAAAGCGAGUUGAGAGAGACAGCCAGGGGUGCCAUGCACGCCCUUCUGCCACAAGUAUUUGAUGUUGGCAACACAGAAGCUGGACAAGUGCAACGGGUGGUGGACUUUUUCAUACACAAGAUUCAGGGGCAUAGCGUGGAAUUGAUCCAGAGCAGCCUCCACAUGGCUUUGAAAGAUGCUGCAAGCCAUGCUGCCUCAUCUGAGGAACCAGUUGGUGCUCUAGAGGUUGCACUUGACAAGGGCUUGGCUAGUUUUAGAUCUGGCGUUCUCAGCUUCGGCCAAAUCUUCAAUGUUGACCUUGCGAUGACACUUGAUUCGAUUCUUCCUCCAGCGCAGCGGCAACUCAAGAAUAUCCUGAAGCAGCUCAUCUCGGGUACGGCUUCGAGCUUGAUUUCAACCAUAGUUCGUCGUGUGGACGACAUAGCCAGUACUGCAGUUGAGCGUGUUGGGGAUGCGAUCUCCAAUCAGGUGAAUGGUUUGGGUGUGAACCUGAUCAGAACAAUGUCAACUGAGAUGACAAAGGCGCUGGAGAAAGAUGGCAACGUGUUUGAUUCUGUUGCUGAGGCAGUCAAGAAAGUCCUCGGAAGUCUUCCGAAACAAAUUAAGAAGCAGCAAUUGGUGUCACAGAUUUGGAGCAACGCGAAGAAAGAAGUGGGGAGUUCCAUAGCUGAAUUGAAGAACUUGGUGAAGACCUCCAUCUAUGAGAUGCAGGACGCUUCCGGUCAAUUGCAUCAAGAUUCAAGGAAAGCUGUGAAUGCCGCCACGCAGGAUGCAAUCUUUCAAGUCCUGCUGUUUGUAGCCUCCAGAGUUGUUUCUUCCGUCUUGGCGCCUGACAUUGUGCUCCAUCUGGUGGAUGCCAUCGCAGCGACAGAAGUGGGAGAUGCUUUGCAGGCAGCUGCAGUGAGACUUGCGAGGGAGCAAGUGGGAUCUGUGCUGAGCCUUCCGGAGCCUGCCUCUUCCGAUUCAUCCUUUUCGUUGGAUGCAACCCUUCAGCAGGUGGAGCAAAAUGUUGAGAUAGUCCAGAACUUUCUACAAAGCAUGUCCACACCGUCAUUGGCAGACAAGUUCAAAGUGUGCAUGGGCUCCGAAGCCGAACAGCUGCACCAUGAGAUUGCGGAGAUCAUGGUUCAAAUUGCAAGCAAGUUUGCAGUGCAGCAGCUACAGAAACACUUUUUCGUUACCACGCUGAGCAAGCACACUGACCAGGCACCGGUUGAUGCGCAAAGCAUCUUGAAAGCCUUGUAUGCUGUGCUUCAACAGUCGCUUGGGCACUGCUUUGAACCCCUAGUAUCGUCGGAGCUCGUGAAGUUCUCAUUGCAGACGGUUGCCAAAGCACGCGCUGUGGCAGCCCAAUGCUCAUCGGAGCCUGCUGUCAUGCAUUUGAGUUUCCAGCGAGAAGUUGCCACUGAGAAGUACACAACUGGCAAGUUGCGUGUGAACAUAUCUGGUGACCAGCGCUUGCUCCUAGAAUUUGCGGAGUUGGGGUUGCCAGAUCGAAUUCCAGCAGGGAUUUACUCGGCAUCGGUGCAAGCUCUACAGGGCUCCUCAUGCGGAGUAGACAAUCUUGUUUUGGAAAUGGUGCCUGACCACAAGACCACGUGGAUCACCUGCGGGACCUUUGCGACAGAAGCGGUCCGAUCGGACCGUCGCAGCCUUCUGGUUGCAAACUCCUCAAAUAUCUUUGGCACCUACAUUGCUUUGCUUGAGUCUGCAAGUUCCUUCGCACGAGUGCUGGAGCUAGCGCGUGAGCAUUCCGGGGAGAUUCUGGUGACGGUGCAUGAUGAGUCUACAGCAAGCAUACCGUGGGAGCAAAGUGUUGAAGAGCAAUUUGCGCGACUGGCGCAUGGUGCUCAUGCUUCAGCAGAUGCAGCGGAAAGUGCUAAGACCCAUGGAGCACAAGGUUGGGCCCUUCACUUGGAUGUUUGUGGUAGCGUGCAUUGCGCCUAUGUUUCUGUCAGCGGCUCUCGCUGUGCUAUAGCUUUUGGGGGUUCAUCUCAGGUCCUCAACUGGGCAACAGGUAGCGGAAGCUUUCAAGACAUGCAGUCUCUUCUGCUGUCUGCCAAGCAGAAGCCAGCCCGGUUUCAAGCUUCUCAUUCGGAGAUUGAUGUUCAUCAAGGUGUCUUGGAGAUCUAUGAGAACAUCAAGCAAUCUCCAAACUGGGAGCUUUGGAUUCAGGUGUCUUCAGGUGACACACGGUGCAGUGAGGUGCAUGUGUUGGGUCAUGGUUUGGGAGGCGCGGUGGCUGUGUUACACCACCUUGAACGUCCACAGCCACGGAUGAAUGACCUACGAACUUACGGUGCUCCUCGAAUAUUCAACGCUUCACAUCCAACUGCGACUUGCGAAAGGGCCCGGCGCUUUUGGCUGCAAGAUGGACAGUGUUCUGACCCAGUAGCCUCCAUGCCUGCUGCGCUUCAGCAUGACUGGAUGAUCAGCUCACCUUUGCAAUUGAACAAGGACGUUCCAAACCUCCGAACAAAAUCAGGCAGCUGCGGGGACAACUCUGGCUCCACAGAGGCAUCGCUAUGGGAUCGAUGUAGAUUGCUGCACUUGCCCGAGAACUACUUGGCGGCCUUUCAUACCGACAGCCCCUGUGAUGACGCGCAGGUGCUUUUGAGUUCACUCCACAUCAACGACAACGCAGGAACCUCGGCAAUCUUCCCAGGAGACACAUUGCGUUUGACGUGGAAACCCUGUGGGGUGCGCACUCUCAAGAUCGUGCUCUUGGGCGAAACUGGCGAGCCAGUCAGCAAGCAGUCGCAAUGGCUCAUGGACGCUCGUUUGCGUGAAUUUGCCCUAGUGUGGCGUCAGGACUUGGUCGUCGCAGGUAGCAGGUUCCGCAUCCAGCUGCGAGGUCUUGAUUUGUCCAUACCGAGCCCCAUGAACGCCGUCAUGGUCACUUCCCGCUGGCUUUCUUCCCCAGGUGCCAGAUGCCCCGAUGCAGUCGCUGAGGGGUUGGAUGUUGCUUUCAUGGCAAAGUUUACCAAUGAAGUCUCCAGCAUACUGCAGGAACAAGCUGCUGAGUUUUUGCGAGACAAACUGGAAAGCAUCAUUCAAGCAUUUGUUCCAGGAGUGGUGACUGCCUUGAAUGAGGAAGUGAUUUCCAGAGUUCCAAUGGAUUUCCAGGCGUUGCAUGCCCUUUACAACCACGCACCGAAAAUCCUUCGACGGGGGUACCCCCUCUAUUCAGAAGUCCACUUAGCUUCAGAUGUUUUUGGAUUUGACGCUACUAAUGACAUUCUCAAGCCUUUGCUGAUCACAGCCCUGGCCAAUCUUGGAGCUCCUGUCUCUGUCACGGCAGCUGUUUCAGAAGCAGAGCCACAACCCGAUCGGCUGGAUGACUUGAUGAUUGCAGGGCAUCAGAUGUCCUCGUCUAGCACGCUCUCUUUCUCUCAUUUGGACUUGCUUACAACAGCCUUUGGCCUUGAUACGGCCAAGUUGGUAGAACUUGUGAUUCCAAUUCUCAUCGCAGGUUUACGAACUGCAGGGGUGCCUGAGGCAGCUUUGGAUCACAACUGUCAAGCCAGCAUUGGGGCAGAACAGCUGGAACCACUGCGCGCAAAUAUCUCUGCCGUAUUGGCGCGAGGCCAUUUCAUUUGCGCCGACCUUGAGUUUUUGGCGCACACCUUGAACAUCAACUUCAUAACCGGAUUCCUUGAGCCUCUUUUGCAGGCAGCAUAUCGAGGGACUCGGGUGCCCUCAGUUCUCACCGACGCGAAAGUUGUUGGGCCGAAUGAUCUAGACGAACUCUGCAUUUCUGCCACGAGCAUUCUUCGCCGAGGCUAUGUGACGCAUGCAGACCUGGAGGCUGUGGCUGCAUUCUUUGGUGCCUGCGCUGGCUGACGCAGUUCAGCAUCUUCAGCAGGCCCAGUCCGAAAGCGAGGAGUUGAGGACGG
Molecule: messenger RNA, 8093 nt
Organism: Durusdinium trenchii
Lineage: Eukaryota; Dinophyceae; Suessiales; Symbiodiniaceae
Source: the annotation of a GenBank genome assembly